AAAGAGUUGAACAUCAAUCCCAAAGCUCCAUCCCCACUGGCCACUGAAGUCUCUUGAUCCCAUCCCGCGUCUCAUUCAAUUUAUAAUUCACAUCACUCCACUCUCCUCAGCGACCUCUCCCUUUCCCUACCAUGUCCCCCGCCGAUCCGCCGGUCUCGGCCGCCGGCGUCGGCCUCGGCUACGGCAUCGCCAUCGCCGUCAGCUUCCUCGUCCUCAUCUCCACCAUUAUGCUCGCUUCCUACAUUUGCGUCAGGCUCAAGACCAGCAGCGGCGGCGGCGGCCGAAGUUCUAGAGACCACAACGACGACGCCGCCGUCAGCGAUUACCGGUACCAGCUCCACCACCAUCUCCGCCGCGACAACUCCUCGUCGGAGGCGGCGGUUGAGUUCGUGGCCGGGCUGGAUCCGAAGUCGAUCGAGUCCCUGCCCAAGAUUCUGUUGGGGGAGAGCAAGCGGCUGCCCAGGCCCAACAGCGGCGGCCCAUGCGCCAUCUGCCUGUCCGAUUACCGGCCCAAGGAUACGCUGCGGUGCAUUCCGGAGUGCAACCACUGCUUCCACGCUCGCUGCGUUGACGAGUGGCUCCGGAUGACCGCCACGUGUCCUCUAUGCCGGACAUCUCCCGCCCCGUCUCCAGGUCCAACCCCGGUGGCCUCUCCGUUGUCGGAGCUGGUGCCGCUCGCCGUUCAUGUCGUUAGGUUCUUACGAGGUGCUCAAAAUUGGUGAUGGCUUGAGGAUCAGGGCAACUUUUUGUGAAAUGUAAAUGUCAAGAUGGCGGGGACUUGACUUUAGUUGGAAGAAGUUGGAUUCUUCAAUUUUUGUUCUGUAUAGGAAUUUUUUUUUAAAUGGAUGCAGGGCAUCUCAACUUUCAUUCACAACCAGUUGAGGCUCUGAAAUCCCCUGACAGUCAUACAAAAUGUAAAGGUACAUAAUAGGAU
Messenger RNA from Linum tenue, 934 nucleotides. The record is from the annotation of a GenBank genome assembly. Lineage: Eukaryota; Viridiplantae; Streptophyta; Magnoliopsida; Malpighiales; Linaceae.